AACGCAAGGACGUUUUAUUGAUAAUAAAAAUUAUUUUUAAAAUAUUACAUAUUUAUAUAAAAGGAUUCCGGAUAUUCCAAGUAUAACCUAUUUGGUUUAUGUCUAUUUGUGCAUCCAACGGGCAACGACCCUCACCGGCGAUCAUUGUCGUAUCUGCCACCACCAUUUUAGCAAUGAUUAUUAUUAAUCAUAAUCACGAUUAAAUAUAUUUAUCUUUAAUCGUGAUCGCAAUUCUUAUUUUUUAUUUCUUAAGUCAUCAUAGUUGUCUUGUCAGUUAAAAGUUAACAGUAUAACACUCAUAACUGUGACUGGUGAGCGGCGAGCGCUCUGUCUUUUCUCUUUUAAUAGUGUAGUGUUGUACUUACGUAUUCAUUUGUAUUUUAACGUUUGAACUGUUUGAAGACCUCGAUUUAUUAUAUACUAUAUUUUCAUUUCUGCUUUAUCAAUUAUUUAAGUACUUAAGUAUAUUAAUAUAUAUAGUAUAUAAAAUUUAUCUUACAUAAUAUAACAAUUAAUAUAUAACCAUCAUUAUUACAUAAAAUUAUUCAAUUUUUUUUAACAUAUUAUGGCUUCGAAAAAAUCGUGCAAAUUUUGUCAGCUCGAUUUUAAAAGCCGUGCUUUUGGGUUACAGCAUCCUCAGGCUAUCUUUGAGAGUAUACAUCCACCUACCGAAAACCAGGACGUCAACGAUGAUGAUGAAUGCGAAGAGAACCAGGACGGCAACGAUGAUCAGAAAAGCAAAGAGGACAUUGAUGAUACUAUAUUAAAGUAUAAAGCGACACACGUCCCAGGAUCAUUUGUGUGUGAUUAUUGUACAAAAGUUUUCAAAAGGAAGGAUUUACUUAAAGACCACAUUUUUAAACAUUAUAAUCAGGAAAGAGAACUUCAAAUGAAAUAUGUGUAAUAAAAAAUAUUUCAUUAAACGCAAUUUAAACACACAUAGAAGAUUAGAACAUAACGAUUUCAAUUAAAAAUGCAACAAAUGUGGCUAAUUAUAUUCGGGAAAACGCCAAAUAAGAUUCCACGAUCAAAAAAUGCAUUCACUUAUUAACAAAUAUAUUUGACUUAUUAUUUGUAAAUAGAAUUUCCGGUACCAAGCUUACUUUCAAGUCAUCGGAGCACAAUGUUAAUUUAUUGAACCAUAUUACAACAUAAUGAUGAAUCUAUUAACACAUCAAAUAAUUUUGGUUUUUUUUUUCAGUCACCAAAAACAAUAAACAUAUUAAGACUUAUAUCUUUCGUGGAAUAUGGCUCCUGGCGAUACCACAUAAAAAAAAACGCGCCUAUGCUAAUACCCCUAGGGUGGUGUGGAAAUUUAGCAGUCCAGAAUUACCUGUCAUCAAUAAUAAUUAUGCUUGUCGGUGCCGUAUUAUUAGUUUAGAAAAAGUGAGUAUAAAUAACGCGUUCAAUUAUUCAAAUAGGUAUCUAUAUUUUUAUUCAAAGUAAUAUUUAUUUUAUAGUUAUACAUGAUUGAUUUUACACGUCUAAUGUUAGGUGGACUCUUCGCAGGAGGCUACGGGAGUGCCUUGCUGCUUUGGUUUUUAUUGUUGUUACACAAUAAGCCAGACUCAAUGAAAUAUACAUUUUUAAAAUUAUUUAUCAUUAUUCCAAAUAAAUAGUCUGAACUCUUAAGCCUUAUUUUGUGUUUGAUUUUUUUUCCAAGGCCAAUAUUUGUAUACAUUUAUAUGUUUUGUUUGUUUUGUUUUGAACUUUUUUUUUUUUCGCAAAAUUAUUAUGAUACGUUUGUAAUUUAACAAAUUUUAUUUGAAAAUUGUUCAUAUAAAAAAUUCAUCUUAAACUUUCCGUUGGACGGUUGGACGCCUAU
Molecule: messenger RNA, 1825 nt
Organism: Aphis gossypii (cotton aphid)
Lineage: Eukaryota; Metazoa; Arthropoda; Insecta; Hemiptera; Aphididae
Exons: 3
Coding region: 566-904 (112 amino acids)
Source: RefSeq, a predicted model, not a curated record